GCGGCGGGGCUUGGCUCACGGCUCAGAUUCUCUAACUUGCUUAUAGCAAGUCAGAGGCAGCCCAGCGCACGCCAGAUGCCGCUCGUUCUCGAUCGGUCGGCUGCUUCUUUCGAUCCCUCACUCAGCCUAAAAUAAGCAGCCCAGCCCAGAUUUCAUAGCCCACCUAAAGGCCUACUUCAACACAGUGGAGGGAAAACAAAACUUCAGGCGGGAGCACGAGAGGAUUUUGGCGGGGAAACGUGUGCUGCGCUGCUCUGUCGCGCGCUGUCUCAGCUUUGGACGAUCGCUGCGGCAACUCCAAGGAAAUCAGCUGGCCGAUCGAGGAAAACUUCUGGCGAUCGAUUCCAGCCAUCGUUCCUCCUCCUCCUCCUUCCAGAUUACAGUAAUUAUUGAGUUCACGUCUUCAAAUUAAGAGAUAAUGGCAGAAACCAACAAGGAGAAUGUGAUUCGUACAUCCUUACCUCAAGUUGGUCAGAAAUUCACAGACUUGGCUGAGGCAUGGUCAUUUUGGGUUAACUAUGGAGGCACAAACAAAGAAUAUAGGCCUUUUGGUGUUUUCGUCGGAUUCAAUCAUUUUAGAGAGACCGUUAUUUUUGGUGCUGCUCUUUUGUUUGAUGAAACACGUGGCUCUUUCAAAUGGUUAUUUGAGGCUUUUGUAGAGGCACACAACGGAAAGCAACCUAGAGCUAUAUUUACCGAUCAAGACACGGCAAUGGGAUUGGCUGUUGGGGAUGUUUUCACCCAAGCAUGGCAUGGCUUGUGCACCUACCACAUCAUGCAAAAUGCCGUCAAGCACUUGUGCAAUAGCAAAGUUGAAGAAUCAAAAAAAGAGGAAGAUGAAGAACCUCAUAUCCUCUUAGAUUUCAGCGCUUGUAUGUAUAAUAUUGAGGACAAGGCAGCCUUUGAAGAGGCAUUUGACAUCAUGAGAAAUAAGGUGGAUAAGAAGAAGGCCUCAUGGCUAGAUAGCAUCUACAAGUUAAAAGAAAAGUGGACUGAAUGUUACAUGAGGGAUGUUUUCACAUUGGGAAUGAGAAGCACACAAUUAAGUGAGAGUUUCAAUAGUGAUUUGAAAAAACAUCUCAAAUCAGAUUUUGACAUCAUUCGCUUCUUAAAACAUUUUGAAAGGGUUGUGCAAGGAAAAAGAAACAAGGAGCUAGAUGCAGAAUUUGAAGCUACUAAAAAACUGCCUAGAAUAGGGAUGGAGACUCCUAUGUUGUUGCAAACAAGCGAAGCUUACACACCGACCAUAUUUGAAGCAUUCAAAUCUGAAUAUAGAAGAUCCAUGGCUGCAUGUAGUAGAGCAUUGGAUGGAGAUAAUACAUAUGUUGUUACAAUUGUGAGGGGUAAUGGUGAUUUGAGUUCCGAACUAGAGCGCAUAGUUGUCGGUGAUCCUUUGGAGCAAACGACUUCUUGUAGCUGUUUUCAGUUUAAAAGGAUCGGAGUAUUGUGUGCGCAUGCUUUAAAAGUUCUUGACUUGAUGAAUAUCAAGUUAUUGCCAAACCAUUAUCUUUUAAAGAGAUGGACCCGAGAAGCAAAAUCUGGAACUAUACAAGAUACCAAAGGAAGGGAUAUAAUUGAAGAUCCAAAAUUGGAUGCUAUGUUGCGGUACAAGUUUGUUUCUCACAAAUUUCAUGAUUUUGCAAGUGAAGCCGCAAGCGAUCCGGAAUGUAUCUUGUUGGUGGACAAUGCAUUGGACAUCCUUGCCAAGCAAGUACGGGAAAAACUGAGGAUAUCUAGAAGUAUUUUGAGUGAAUCCUCUAAUGUGCAGCCUAAUGUUUAACAAGAUGAGGGUUUGCUUAGUUCUGCACGCCUCAAGAAAAAAGAGGUUCAAGCGAAAAGUUCAAAGAGACAUAAACCUUGGAUCGAGAAGACACGCAAGUACAAAAAGAAAGACCCAAAGGAAUCUAGCCAGCAAGAGAAAGAGAAUCAAGUUGGUGGAGAAACUCAAGCAACAACUGAAAAUGCUAAUAAUGCCAGCAAUGCAUUCAGGAGCUACACAGACUUGCUAAUGGGUUCUAAUGGAAUUGAUGAUAUGGAUUUUGGAGAUCUUCUUUAGGUUCCUAUUUCAUGACAAGAAGAAGAUAGUCCAUCUUCUUAUUUUGGCCUGAAUAUGUUCAGCUUGAAGAAAUUUGUGAAAAACACUGCAAAAUGGUGUUCUUUUGUGUAGAACCUGCAGCUCUAGUACUAUAUUUUGUUGGAGGUUAUUAUGGUUAUUUGUAUCAUGACUAAUGUUUGUAUUCUGGUUGAUUUUGGUUGAAUUCUGGUUGAAAACGGAGUAUUUUUACAGGUUUCUAUCCA
This is a messenger RNA of Triticum dicoccoides, 2298 nucleotides long. RefSeq names its product protein FAR1-RELATED SEQUENCE 5-like. The transcript is spliced from 5 exons. Bases 419 to 1780 code for a protein of 453 amino acids. The record is from RefSeq and is a predicted model, not a curated record. Gene Ontology annotation, molecular function: zinc ion binding. NCBI's taxonomy places the organism in Eukaryota, Viridiplantae, Streptophyta, Magnoliopsida, Poales, Poaceae.